Magallana angulata is the source of this 3739-nucleotide messenger RNA. RefSeq lists its product as uncharacterized. Bases 164 to 1687 code for a protein of 507 amino acids. The record is from RefSeq and is a predicted model, not a curated record. The transcript has 4 exons. Lineage: Eukaryota; Metazoa; Mollusca; Bivalvia; Ostreida; Ostreidae.
UCCCCGCUGACUGGCCCCCAAACAAAAUAAUCUUCUCGUGAAGAGGUUUUCCACUUCCUGGUUGGAUAACUACAAAACACAGGUACUUGAUAUGAUGUGAUUAAGGGACGACAGAGAUGAUACUGCCACAGUCUGUGUAACCUGUACCAGCAUCAGAAACACCAUGGAAACCAGCGGGAAAUUCAUCAACUUUGUGAUUAUUGUAACGGUUGUGACUGUCACACAGUUUCAGGGUACUGUCUAUGGCCAAGGGAACGUACCUUGCUGCAGCAGUGGACAAACUGAGAACAUCACGGAAUGUUGCUUAUUGUGUGAUUCGAAAACAAAUUGUUCGGCCUUAGACCUUAAAACACCUUAUACCAAUGAUAGAAGAUGUAUUAUGUCCACAACCUCCACUGAGGCAACGUCUGCCGUGGGGACCACUUUAUCGGAGUCGGAGACCUCCACCACUUACACAACACCACCCACUGGGGAGGACGGGGGACAAUUCACUCUCUGUGUAUCGGCGUGUCCGGGAGGGUCUUAUGAAGAUCAGAAUCAAACAUGCCAACGGUGUGACGAACUGUGCAAGAACUGUACAAUGGACACGUGCUUAGAAUGCACAUAUGGAAGGAACUCUACUGGUGACUGCUGUCCCAAUGGAACACGGUCAAAAGAUAAUGGAAAUAUUACCAUUUGCGUGGUCAUACCGGUACCAACGUCUACCCCGGAACCAUCAGUCGAUGACAAAAUAUACAUAAUCAUUGGAAGUGUUGUUGGCGGACUGGUAGUCCUCGGACUUCUGGUUGUUGUGGUCUGUUUAUGUUGCCGUAGACAAGGAAAUGGUCAACAAGGUCAAAAUCGCCCCAUAAGUCGGUUGUUGGAGCUCAGGAAAAGAAAGAAUUACGAUUACCCUGACUUCCAGCUUCCAAGUGCAAACGAGUUAAAAAGUGUUGAGGAAUCAAUAGUCACCGGCGGCAGAGGGCCCGGGCCGUACGAGAACACCGCCACAUUGGACCAUAGAGACCUUGCUAGGCGUGCUCAGCAGGAACAGGACAAGAUCGGCCGCUACGCAAGAGAUCCAACGGGGAAAAAGAAGAAAGGAAACCAAAGCAACGCCAAUGACGACGAAGAGCCCCAGGAAACGUAUGAAAAUCAAUCGACCAUUGACUUACACAGCAAGGGGGUCCAUAAGAAAAAGAAAGGACCAUUCAACAAACUUUCACAAAAGUUCAGAUCGAAAAAGGGGCACAAGCAAUUAGAUGCUAAGACUAGGAGAAAAACGGAACCUCCAGCGGUGACGGAACCAUUGGAAGCAUACGAGGAUGUGAACUCUCCCUCUUCUCAGGCGGAUUUACCGACGGAGACGUACGAAGAUGUGGGAUCUGGUCAUCCGGACUUCCCGCAGGAAAAUUACGAAGGUGUAGACAUGCCCGUUAACCUUAACGACGAUAUGCCAACCGAAGAAUACACCGCCAUGGACCCCAGUACACUACAGCCUCAGGCAGAAACUCAACCAAAGAAAAAAAGUAAAAAACCAAAGAAAAAAGCGAUAAGCCAAAAGGGGGCAGAAAAUCCAACAUUUAGUAGUGAAAAUCCCUAUGCAAACUACACCCCUGGUGCCCAACAAAUUCAACAGAGUGAGAGCGACCUACAAAUAUAUCAAAACUUAGCUGUGGGCCCAGAGGAAGAAUAUGUAAAUUAUUAGUGUUUUAAUCGACAUUCAAAAUUAGAAUGCAAAGUGUUUUCAAAGAUUGCAUGGAGACCAAAUCCGAGUCGAGAUCUGUUUCCAAAUCAGAACACCUCCUCGUCUUUAGCUGAAUUAAGCACAGAUUAAAGUGGGUUUUUUUUUUAAAAAAAAACUUCAGAUUAAAGUGGCUAUAUGGUUUAUUUAUUGAAAUAGAAAAUCAAUAGGCCAGUGAAUAAAUUUCAUGAAAGUUUAGAUAAGAAAACACAGGGAAUGUAGAGUGCAUACAAGGAGGAAGAGUUAUUUGAAUCGCGGCACGUGCUAUAUGUAUACCUGGAAUUUGAUAAGAUUUCCUUACAUAUUUAAGAUAAACUUUCAAAACAACGCGUCUCACCUGACGUUGGCAUAGUAUGACACCUGCAUGAAAUUGUUGAACAGUUGCUGACCAAUCAGGGUUGUCCUUUUUUACUACUUAUUCUGGAAUAAUUCAAAGUUGUCUUUUCUGUACCCGACGUUAUAAGAUUUAUACGUGUAAACAUUAAUCUAGUCACAAUAUUAAUCACUCCAUAAAACACUCAGUGGUUCAUAGCUUUACUUGUGUAUAACUGUUUAUCGUAAUCAUAGUGUAUGGAUUUAUAAGACAGUGAGAGAAAUUGCUAGACAUGCAUGAACUUUAGUUUAUUCUCUUCAUUUUUUGUAUUCCUUUCUGAAUUAUUUUGAAAUUCUGUUAACACUGGUAACACCCAGACUAACAGUCGAUUAGUUCCGAAAAAAAUGUGCUGUAUUUUUGUUUCAAAGUCUUCAUUAACUAAAAUAAACUGUAUUUGCAUUUCCAGUGUCUAUGUCUACGACAACACUACGAUUCGAUUUUGUAACGUUUAGUCAAAUACAUUUCACUAAUGAGGCAAAUGACGUAAUGUGGGGCCCAAGCUGUGUUUUGCAUAACAAUACAAAAUGAAAACAAUUAAGUAUAACAGUCAAUAAUAUAUUAUCUUAUUGUGCAAUUGCAGAAAAUUAUAUAAAUAUAUUUAAGUCUAUUCUUUGAAUAUUAUGUGGGAAUCAUUACGGUCAAGUCGUUUUUUUAUAGUAUUUCUUGGCUAUUUUUUGGUCAGUAACCACCGAUUCAAAUACUGGUAAAUAUCUUUGGUAAUGCAGAACCUAACUAGAGAUCUCUAGAUCCCUGGUUCGAAUGCUAAGUCUGUUCUCUAACUUAGUCUAAGUCCGUCUUUUUCACAGACCCUACAUGUAAUUACUAAUGACUAUGAAAUCCCCGGUGAUAUCUAUGUUUAUAAUUAGCGUAAAAUGUAUUCAUUUUGCAUAAUGAUUGGUUGUCUUUUUUACGUUUAUUCAAUGUUCGCCAGUUGUAUAUGAGUCAUUUCCUUAGAAUACUAGUGUUCAAGUACGUGUACUUAUCUCUACUUUAUAGACUAUAAAUCUCUUCCUUUUCUUGCUCUUGUUUAUUAACAAAAUUUCGAGACGAUUCGUGUUCAAGGCUACUCAAAUUAUUUAUGGUAUAAUAAGGAAAUUAUUUUGUUUACAGAUAAUUUUGAGGUCUGUUCAACGAAUGUGAUCACAGUCUUUAUUUUUAUCUACAAAUAAUAAUACCUACCAAACACUUUGGAGUUGAGAGCCUUGUUUUACUCUGUGACACUUCUUGAUUAAAUACGUACUAUAUAUAGAUGGUUAUUUUCCAUAUUAGGACCAAAUGUUAACCUUCACGAAAGCAGUUUAAUAUUGACAUAAAUCCUUUUUCAACACCCAAGAUGAUCAUCUACUUGUAGAUAAUUUUUACAUUACUUAUGUGUAUUUGAUGAAUAAAUUGUAAUAACUGUAAACAGGAAUUAAUAAUACGAAAAUUUUCUGGUCUUAAAACCCAAAAAUAUUUUUGACUGUUAUUAUUUGAAACUAUAAAUAAUAAUGUGGUAUUUUGUAUUGUUAAUGGUGUGACUGUAUAUUGAUGACAGGGUUUUGAUUUUUGCAAAUGUUGCCUUAGUGUAUUACAUUAAAUUUACAUUUUCAUAUUUAUUCUAUAUAGAUUUAUAUGACAUGCAUGAUUAAAAUAUUAAAACCAUG